CAUACCUUUCAGGAAGUUGGUUCGAUCUGCGUUCGGCUCUCUCUAGAAUCAGCACUAUAAGAUAACCAAAACUAAGAUCUGUGAUGCCAAAAGAAUAUGAAUGUUGGUUACCAAAGUUCCAAAGCUAACAUUUACCAAAAAAUGGCACGAUUGGGUAUUUUUCGCAAACUGUUGUAUGUCGCAGUUUUCCUGCUUUUACUUCGAUUAUUUUGGGUGAAUAGACAUUGGUUACUCACCACACAAGUGAAUCCAAAUGGAAAUGCAAGAUCCCUGUUACAUGGCCUUGCUAAACAUAAUCAGGCCCAAAACAUGGAUAACAAUGAUAAACCUAAAGCAGAGCCAAUGAUGUCUGCUGGAAUCCAACAAAGUGGAAUGAGAACUGGGCUUGUAGCUGAGGGAAAACACUUCUACAUGGAUGGACAACCCAUUAGAAUUUUAAGUGGAUCGUUUCAUUAUUUUAGAACACCUCCGGCCUAUUGGAAAGACAGACUGUAUAAGAUGAAAGCAGCUGGACUAAACACAAUUACCACCUAUAUCCCAUGGAAUUUACAUGAGAAAACCCAAGGAAAUAUAAUACUUGAUGGCAAGUGGAAUAACAUAGGUAAAUUCAUACAAGAAGUUGAAGAAGUUGGAUUGUAUCUUAUCAUUCGUCCUGGACCAUUCAUAUGUGCUGAAUGGGAAUUUGGUGGCUUGCCAUAUUGGCUGCUCAGGGAUCCAAAUAUGAGAGUACGAACAAGUUAUCAACCAUAUUUAAAUGCUGUUGAGCGAUAUUUCAACAAAUUGUUACCUCUACUUGGGAAUUAUCUCUACACAAAAGAAAAGGGCCCCAUAGUUGCACUACAAAUUGAGAAUGAAUAUGGCAGCUAUUCAGAUGAUAAAGAAUAUUUGUUAUUUCUGCAGAAAUUAUAUCAGAAAUUUGAUCUAUAUGUCCUACAUUUCACAUCAGACGGUUCAUUUGGUCUCAUCCCAGGAUCUGUUCCAAGUGCUUUGAAAACUAUAAACUUUGUGAAAAAUCCUGAAAAGAAUCUUCGAAAUUUAACUAUUAUUCAGCCAAAUAAACCAUUAUUUGUAGCUGAAUUUUGGUCAGGCUGGUUUGACCACUGGACUGAGAAACACCACGCCUAUGGUGCUGGGGAUUUAAAGGAAUCAGUGAAGACAAUUCUCAGUAUGGGAAGCUCAAUCAACUUUUAUAUGUUUGUUGGUGGUUCUAAUUGGGGAUUUUGGAGUGGAGCAAAUGCUAAAAUGAAUUCCCCUCAGUAUAUGCCAACAGUCACGAGUUAUGAUUAUGAUGCUCCCAUUUCCGAGGCAGGUGACCUUACAGCUAAAUAUUCAGCUCUGCGGUACUUAUUCCACGAGUUGAAACUAGUCGGAGAUCUCCCUGAAAUUCCACUGGAAACCCCUAAAGCCUCUUAUGGGGUCAUUAAAAUGACUCAUUGUUUAGGUUUGGAGGAUCUGGUGGGAAUUUUGGAUCCAAGUGAUAUAAAGAAUCUAUCUUAUGUUAGCCCAAUGGAAAAACUGGAUAUAAAUAACAAUAAUGGUCAAGGUUAUGGUUGGAUCAUGUAUGAAACUAAAAUUAAAAAAGGUCAAAAGCUAACAUUCAAUGGUGAAAUCCGUGACCGUGCUCAGAUUUUCCUGAAUGGAAAAGAGGUUGCCGUGCUGAAUUGGACUGAAUCAAAUGCUCAUGUUUUGUUGGACUCUUCUACUAUGGGAGAAACAAACACUUUAGCAGUUUUGGUUGAAAAUAUGGGACGUGCAAAUUUCCGUCCACCUGUUAUGAAGACACUUGUUUUUGAGAAACAAUUUAAGGGAAUUCUGGGAGAUGUAUCAUUUGAUGGAAAAAAGAUAGCUCACUGGCAGCACAUUCCUCUCGAAUUUUGUGAUGUUUUUCGUAAAAAUUUACUUAAAACAAAAAUUUGGAAAAAUAUUGUGGAAAUUCAAGGCCCAGCCAUAUACAGAGGUAACCUCAAAAUAACAGGUCCCCCUAAAGAUACAUUUAUUUCAACUGAGGGGUGGAGCAAGGGAAUUGUAAUGAUAAAUUCAGUAAAUUUAGGACGUUAUUGGAGUGUUGGACCACAGGGGACGAUUUAUGUCCCUGCUCCCCUGCUAAAGGAAGGGGAUAACUCCGUGAUGUUAUUUGAACUACAUUCUGCAAAUGGUGACAAGAGUGUGGCGUUUUUGGAUCACCCAAUACUUCAAAUUGCUCAGAAAAUAUAGUCAAAUGAAAGAAGUCUGUUCCAAAUUUUUGCUCACUGUUCAGAUUUUUUUAUGUAUUUUUAAAAGUAAAGUUAUUGGGCAUGUACAUGUAUUUAGGAUGUUAAAAAGAUAUCAGUGAUUCAAAACCGUCCAAAGUUGCCAUUUCAAAUCAAAAGUAACAAAAGUAAUCAACUCUAGAACUAAGCAUCAUUGUGUUUAUGCCACAGGUGCUGUGAUCAAGAGUCAAUAUUUUUUGUCUGAGAAAUCAUUGUUUAGAUUCAGG
Owenia fusiformis is the source of this 2476-nucleotide messenger RNA. The record is from the annotation of a GenBank genome assembly. NCBI's taxonomy places the organism in Eukaryota, Metazoa, Annelida, Polychaeta, Sabellida, Oweniidae.